Molecule: messenger RNA, 1923 nt
Organism: Prorocentrum cordatum
Lineage: Eukaryota; Dinophyceae; Prorocentrales; Prorocentraceae
Source: the annotation of a GenBank genome assembly
GGGGGCGGCUCCUCUACCUCCUCCCCCUCUUCCCGCUCCUCGGGCUCGUCCUCCUGUUCCGGCCGCGGGGGGCGCCGGUGCUGCUGCGCUGGGUGCUAUGGGAACUGCUCCUCGACCUCCUCUUCCUCCUCCUCCCUGGGCUCGACCCGCUUCGGGUGCGGCUCCUCGGCCUCUUCCUCCUCUUCCCGCUCCUUGGCUCGUCCUCUUGGUCUGGCUGUUGGGGGAGCCGGUGCUGCUGCGCUGGAUGAUGAUGCCGCUGAUGUGGCUGCUGCUGCUGCUGCUGCUGGUGAUGGUGCUGAUGCUGGUGCUGGCUCGUCCGCCAGCGCUCUGCACACCGUGACACGCGGUAAGUUGUUGACUCGAUCCUUCCAGCGCCAAACACGUUGGCAUCUCAGGCAAGUGAUGAUGCCCUCGUCGUCACCGCCGAUGUCCGUGCCGGUCUUCCUGUUCCACUGGAGUUCGUGCCGGUCGCGGUUGUAUUGAGCUCCGCCUCGAGCCUGUCCAGCCGUGACGCGGACUGAUUGUAUCCCUCCUGCGUCAGCCACCGGUCGGGCGGCAGCGCUGCCUGUUCACAAGGUUUGCCCGUGAUCUUGAGGCGCACGUGCUGCAACCUCUCGACAAGUUUGCCACACUUCCGGCCCCACACGCUGGCCCUGCCGCCGGGCCGCGGGGCCAGCACGUGGCCGUUCUCGUGGGCGGGCGCGGUACUCGCUCCGCUCUCCACGCUCCGCAGCCUCUCUUCCCGGUGGUAUCGGGCAAUGUGCCGCGACCAGAUGGUGACCAGCAUGGCCUGAGCCUCCAGGGUCCACGGACCCUGCGGUGAGGUCUUGGGGAAUUUCGAGGUCACCGCACGGUCUGUCACCGCACCGUUUCGGGACUCCAACAGGGAGGGGGGCCCAACCAACGCCGAUCCAAGAAAUCCACGCAGAGCUCCGAUGUUUCUGAGCGGGAGUAGGAGGAGUGAGAAUGCGGGGCGCUGUCUCUUCAAAACGAGGAUCCAACACCACAGGAUUUGUGGGACUCAUGAUCGGAGCCCGAGGUCGAUCUUUCUGCAGCAUUCUUCGAGCCGGAUCACUCUGCGAGGGUCCGCGGGCCCAAGACCUGGAAACAGACGAUUCAUUGCGCGAAGAACUUGCAACGCCAGGAAAUCUCAGCGUAUGUAUAAGAAACGCUGGGAUUGAGCAUGUCAUAUUCUCGGAGAUCCUGGCGGUCGGCGUCCUCGCAGGCGACCACGAGGCGCGCCGCGCGCUCUUCGGCGCGGUGGAGGCGGCCCUUCAGGCGUUGGACCUGCGCGACGAGGGCGCGCUCGCGGCUGCGGACGGGCUCCUUGCUGAUCUGCGCCGCCUUGGAGCGCUGUCGGCUUGGCAGCUUGACAGGCUAUGCGACACGCUCGAGGUGCAGCUGGAGCUGGACUCCGUGAUGGGCUCUGCCGCGCGGGCUAGCUACGAGCAGUUGCCCCCCGUGCGCGCGGAGCGGGCCGGGGACCACCGCCUGGCCGACCUUCUCGACGCCGAGUACAGCGCAAUGCACGCCGAGGAACAGCUGCUUGGCACUGCGUGCUGAGGGUCUGACCGCGCGGCGCGGGCUUGCAAACCAGCUCGGGCCGAGGGGCCCGGCAGCAACCAGCGACAGUCGGGCUUUGUGGGCCUGCUUCCGUCAGGGAUCAGCAAUGAUGAGCAGUAGGCUUGAGCGCCUACUUGUACUUCCACUUGUGCUUACGCUGCGCUCCUGCACCUCCGUUCCGCGUGCGGCCGUGGGCCCUCUUCGCGGCGACCUGGGCGGCAGUCGGAGGCGGCGCGGGCUGUCUUCGAUGCUGCCACCACUGCAGACUCGGACGAUUCAGCCCACCCUGCAGAGCCCUUCACAUCCGCGGUCUCCGUAUCCAUCUUCUGUUCAUAUUUUCGCCUCCGUCCGCCCUUCGCC